Molecule: messenger RNA, 799 nt
Organism: Hippocampus comes (tiger tail seahorse)
Lineage: Eukaryota; Metazoa; Chordata; Actinopteri; Syngnathiformes; Syngnathidae
Gene: rpl13
Product: ribosomal protein L13
Exons: 6
Coding region: 116-751 (211 amino acids)
Biological process (GO): translation
Cellular component (GO): cytosolic large ribosomal subunit; ribosome
Molecular function (GO): RNA binding; structural constituent of ribosome
Source: RefSeq, a predicted model, not a curated record
UUGACUAGACUACUGCUCGGUGAUUGGCUGUUUGACGCCUAUCCCACAAUCCACCACAAUUCUUCUUCCUUUUUCCUUUCGGCCAUUUUCCUCCCUUGUAGGGAAGUAGGCAGCCAUGGCCCCCAGCCGGAAUGGAAUGAUCCUGAACCCACACUUCCACAAAGACUGGCAGAAAAGAGUCCGCACUUGGUUCAACCAGCCAGCUAGGAAACUCCGCAGGCAAAAGGCUCGCCAGGCCAAGGCCCGUCGCAUCGCUCCCCGUCCUGUCGCUGGGCCACUGAGGCCACAAGUCAGAUGCCCCACCAUCAGAUACCACACUAGGGUCCGUGCUGGACGUGGUUUCACCCUGGAGGAGCUCAAGGCUGCCGGCAUCCACAAAAAGACAGCCCGCACCAUCGGAAUCUCUGUGGAUCCCCGCCGCCGCAACAGGUCCACAGAAUCUCUUCAGGCCAACGUGCAGCGCCUCAAACAGUACCGCUCUAAGCUCAUCCUGUUCCCCAGGAAGGCUUCUGCUCCUAAGAAGGGAGACAGCACUGAGGAGGAACUGAAGAUGGCCACCCAGCUCAAGGGACCAGUGAUGCCCAUCAAAACUGUGCACAAGAAGGAGAAGGCCCGGAUUAUCUCUGAAGAUGAGAAGAACUUCAAGGCUUUCGCCAGCCUGCGCAUGGCCCGCGCUCACGCACGUCUCUUCGGUAUCCGUGCCAAGAGAGCCAAAGAGGCUGCUGAGCAGGAUGUGGAGAAGAAAAAGUAAUAGUUGUUACUUCGGAACUUUGCAAAAUAAAGUAUUGAAAAAGAUGAA